This is a messenger RNA of Saimiri boliviensis boliviensis (Bolivian squirrel monkey), 2765 nucleotides long. RefSeq names its product calcium binding and coiled-coil domain 2 (gene CALCOCO2). Gene Ontology annotation, cellular component: PML body; autophagosome. Gene Ontology annotation, biological process: xenophagy; positive regulation of autophagosome maturation. Lineage: Eukaryota; Metazoa; Chordata; Mammalia; Primates; Cebidae. The record is from RefSeq and is a predicted model, not a curated record.
CUCAAGUGGAAAGGGGCAGUUAGGCCCUCGGGGUGCCCACAUUCAGACUUGCAGUCCCGAGAAGGGGCCACGGGGGUAGAGGUGCGGCCGGUUUCGGUUCUCACCGCAGUUCACCCUUUGGGGUGAUAGUGGGAUAGUGGGAGUGGCGUCCUAAAGGCCCUGGAGCCCCGCGGCUCGGGAAGAUUGCGGGGCAGUUUUGUCCUGCGGUGGGCAGCGCUGCAGUGCUAUGGCCGGGUGGGAGGCUCCUCCGGCAGAAGAGACACCCCUGGCGGCGAUGAGGGUCUUGAGGCGGCAAGCCGCCCUGCGGGUCGUGGCGUUCCGUCCCCUUCCUCUGGCCCAGGCUGUGGAGGUUCCGUAAUCCCUCGCCUGGAUGUGAUCGCCGUUGGCUUCGAGGCGGAGGUGGGGCCUUACUGCGUCACUCUGGGACCCCUACCAUGGAGAAGACCGUUGAAGAUCCCCCCACAUCAGCUGUCUUGCUGGAUCACUGUCAUUUCUCUCAGGUCAUCUUUAACAGUGUGGAGAAGUUCUACAUCCCUGGAGGGGAUGUCACAUGUCAUUACACCUUCACCCAGCAUUUCAUCCCUCGUCGAAAGGAUUGGAUUGGCAUCUUUAGAGUGGGAUGGAAGACAACCCGUGAGUAUUACACCUUCAUGUGGGUUAAUUUGCCCAUUGACCUAAACAACAAAUCAGCCAAACAGCAGGAAGUCCAAUUCAAAGCUUACUACCUGCCCAAGGAUGAUGAGUAUUACCAGUUCUGCUAUGUGGAUCAGGAUGGUGUGGUCCGGGGAGCAAGUAUUCCUUUCCAAUUCCGUCCAGAAAAUGAGGAGGACAUUCUGGUUGUUACCACUCAGGGAGAGGUGGAAGAGAUUGAACAGCACAACAAGGAGCUUUGCAAAGAAAACCAGGAGCUGAAGGACAGCUGUGUUAGCCUCCAGAAACAGAAUUCAGACAUGCAGGCUGAGCUCCAGAAGAAGCAGGAGGAGCUAGAAACCCUACGGAGCAUCAAUAAGAAGUUGGAACUGAAAGUGAAAGAGCAGGAGGACUAUUGGGAGACAGAGCUGCUUCAACUGAAAGAACAAAACCAGAAGAUGUCCUCAGAAAAUGAGAAGAUGGGAAUCAGAGUGGAUCAGCUUCAGGCCCAGCUGUCAACUCAAGAGAAAGAAAUGGAGAAGCUUGUUCAGGGAGAUCAAGAUAAGACAGAGCAGUUAGAGCAUCUGAAAAAAGAAAAUGACCACCUCUUUCUCAGUUUAACUGAACAGAGGAAGGACCAGAAGAAGCUCGAGCAGAGAGUGGAGGAGAUGAAACAGAAUGAAACUACUGCAAUGAAGAAGCAACAGGAAUUAAUGGAUGAAAACUUUGACCUGUCAAGAAGACUGAGUGAGAACAAAAUGAUAUGUAAUGUUCUACAGAGAGAGAAAGAGAGAUUAGAAGGAGAAAAUGAUCUUUUGCAGAGGGAGAACAACAGACUGCUCAGUUACAUGGGUCUGGAUUUUAAUUCUUUGCCCUAUCAAGUACCUACUUCAGAUGAAGGAGGCGCAGAACAAAAUCCAGGACUUGUCUAUGGAAACCCAUAUUCUGGUAUCCAAGAAAGUUCUUCCCCAAGCCCACUCUCCAUCAAGAAAUGCCCCAUCUGCAAAGCAGAUGAUACUUGUGAUCACACCCUGGAGCAACAGCAGAUGCAGGCCCUUUGUCUGAAUUGUCCAAUUUGUGACAAGACCUUCCCAGCAAGAGAGAAGCAGAUCUUUGAAGACCACGUGUUCUGCCACUCUCUAUGAGCGUCCCAGCCUCUUGGAUAUAUACGGAGAUUUUAUAGAGUAGAACCUAUAGCUUCUACCAUGAGUUAUAUGAGUCAAGACCCUGCCUAACCUGAAAUUACUAGAGAUUUACUCAGCCCUGCUGCCACUAACAGUGGAGUCAUGUCACUUGUCUGAAGGACACUGUUAAGAGCUUCUGGUGCCAUCCUGUGUGUUACCACCUUUAAGUCACAUAGCUUUAGCUGUAUCAUCCUCUCACCUAUCAUUCUUCUGGAGGUCUUCAGUACAAGGUCCCUGGGAUGGAGCCAACCUAGGUAUUCACAACAGGCCUGACUUGACACUAAAUCAUUAGUUUUCCAAGUUGUCCCACUGCCAUUCAGGGGCAGACCUUGAGCGUAUUUGUUCUCAGUCCUAACCCUGGAGCCAGAGAUUGGUCCGAGGUUGAGAAUUCCUUUCUCCUCCUCCAGUGUUGCUUUCUCCAACUGAUUGCUUUAGACUAGCCAAAAAUGGCACAGCAAAGAGCUCAGAAGUCCAAUUUGGAUACCAAAGGUUUCUCAUGUAAAUUUCUCAGCCCCCAAAGAAGCAUCUUACUCCUGAAACUUAGACAGGAAGUAUUACUUCAGUUACAGAAAGCUUUUCUGGGUACCUCUGGUUAGCAUUUUCUACUCUCUGAUCUUUCCUAUGUACAUAACUUUUAUUGUUAUAAAUCCUUUCUUAAUGGUUAAAUAGGGAUUGUUAGAAACUGGGUUUGCAAUUUUCUGAGCAGGUGAGUUUUGAAUAUGGAUAAGUCAGAAUAGUAAGACAACUAUUGUUAAUCACUUUCAUAUUAAAAAUAAAUUACUCUUCUGUUUCAGGGACUUAGGUAAUUUAAAAUAAACCUUCAGUUUAUGGCCUUUAUUUUGAAGCUUAUGGAAAAAUUGUGAUCAAAAGGACUGUGGGAAGGGCAGACCCACCAGUGAUUUAUUUCUCUUCACCUGUCUUAAAUAUUAAACAAAAAAGAGUGUCCUGGCA